AAGCCAUUCGAUCCCCCAUUACAGUUGAGGCCGGUGGAAGACGAUGGAGCAGCGGGCGGAGGGCGAGUCGAUAAGAGUAGCCUCCGAGGAGCUCUCUCAGGAGUUCAAAACUUUGAUCAAAACGGAUGAUUUGAACUCUCUCAACCAUUUGCAGCACCUCAUAUUGGGGAGAUUGCAGGAUAGCAAUGCUGUCCUCUCUCAUUUUAACGAGUUCUCGGAGCAUUGCUUUGCUGAGGUGUCUGGAGAUCUAUCUAGAAAUACUCGUCUUUUGAAGUCCAUGAAAUCUGACCUUGAUUACAUAUUUCUGAAAAUAAGGAGCAUGAAAUCAAGAAUCUUAGCCACUUAUCCUGAUGCAUUUCCUGACGAGUCAACUAGUGAAGCUCUAGAUAGGAGACCCGACCUCGAAAGGCCUCAGUAACUACAGAAAUUACGACUGCAAGUAAUCAAAUACCCCAAUGUGAGUCAGAAAAUGUAGAUAAAUCAUCUUCCAGAAUCAUUUUUAUCAUAAGUUUAACUUAGACAAAUUUGUUUAUAUUGUGUUGGUGCCUUCAAGAUUUUACCUCAAUUGCUAUGUUUAAAGAUUAUUGAGGUACAUGGUAGAUCAUUAUGAGGAGAAAUCCAUAUGAAAUAUGUAUUUGUAAAAGGUAUAUUCUCCUUCUGCUAGGUUUUUCAUUUGUUAGCUUAAACUCAUUCUAGCUCGUAUUGGCCCCUUGUAUGCCUAUUGACGGAGCCUGCUACUAUUAGCACCUGAGGUUGAUAUAUACAAUCCUUUCGAUA
Messenger RNA from Cucurbita maxima (winter squash), 777 nucleotides. RefSeq names its product kxDL motif-containing protein 1. The record is from RefSeq and is a predicted model, not a curated record. Bases 44 to 418 code for a protein of 124 amino acids. Gene Ontology annotation, biological process: lysosome localization. The transcript is spliced from 3 exons. NCBI's taxonomy places the organism in Eukaryota, Viridiplantae, Streptophyta, Magnoliopsida, Cucurbitales, Cucurbitaceae. Gene Ontology annotation, cellular component: BORC complex.